UUGUAUGGAUGACGUCACAUACUUCCCCUUUGCUGUUGUUUUCGCUGCUUGUUUGGCUUUUCCGUGUUUUAUCAAUAGUCACAGAAGACGUUCGGUACUGGCAUUCUAACAAGAAGCAGCGCACUAAAUAGUUGUCAAGCUCGGAGUUUUGCAUAGAUUUUGGAGAACCUGUACUUAAACUGGUUUCUAUGUUGAAGAUGGUGUAAAUCGAGCAGCGACUGUGUCCAAGACCAUUUCGAGGGCUGAUGAGCUGUGUAUCAUGGCAGAUGGAUGCAAUGAUGAUGAUGUCAUUCACCUGGCCAGCUUCAACAUCCACCGAAGCCAAGGCUCUGGCAAUCGUCAGAGCGAGCUGAUCUUCAUUUCUGAUGAUUCUGAUGAGGAGACCGUGACGUUGGUACCUCACAGUCAUGUUUUAGUUCCAGACGAUGCGCCUGAAGAUGACGAUGUCACCAUAUUAGAGCCAAUCGCUCCUGCACGCAAACAUGUCAUACGACCGGCAGCAAAGUGGACUGGGGCCUCACAAAGCCUUACUAAAGUCGGUGGAAAUUCCGGGACUUCUACGAGGGACCCAUGUGCUCCCUCUACCUCCCGAGAUGCUAUUGCACACGCAUCCUCAGUCAACACAACGGUACUCACACAGCCAAACCUAACCACAAAUUCCCAGCAGCCAACUGCUUGGACGCCCCAAGAGAUUAGUGUGGAAGUCCGAGAUGAUUCUUCGACUCCAGCCCAAUCUACCUCCGUACCAGCUCUAAAUGUCAGACUAGGCGCAGAGCACCUUCGGCCUAGCACAUCUGGACCGGCAUGCUCCGCAGGACAAUUAUUAGCUCGGCCACAGAUAAACACAUCUCACAGUGUUGUUUCAAAGACACUUCCCGUCUCCACCACGUCUCAAGAAAAGGCCGGCGUUCAAGACAAUCCUCAGGCGAGCGCUUCCUGUGCAGAGCCGCAGCCUAAAGCGAGCACGUCUACUAAACUUCAGACUAGUGGGUCAUCGAGAUUAGUAACUCAGCUUCUCCAGAAGAAGAAGUCGACCCCCGUCAUACUUCCACAGCGACCGACCAGCCGAGCCUUCGCUUUGAUCACGCAGCAAAAGAACAAGCCCCGGACCGUGCUCCAGCCCGUUUUGCAUACCACGCACGGCAAUCUCAUUCAGAUUGAACCCCAGGCCCUCGCCCAGGCCCCGGCCCAGGCUCCGAUCCAGGCCCCCCAGCCCCAUCAAGCGGCGCCUAGGGACCAGUCUGCGGUGCUAAUAGCUGCGGCCCCUCAGAGGUUGGGACCUCCAGAGGCGGGCCACCAAAUCAUGCUCGGGAGCCAGGCAGCUGGGAACGCCGCUCUUGAUCCCCGACCGCAGGGUGGCGCCUCCAAUGCGUUUCCACAAACCCACACCACAAAUGUAAACCGUCCCGCUGGACCAGCUCCCGCACCUUCGGUUCCCAACAACAGAGGAGACGUGCAACAGAAUGUAGAUGCGGGCGAAAACCCAGAAAGGGGGAACCCAGUUCCCGGUCUGGUUGCAGUCCCUCCCGUUCCAGAAGACAUUCCCAGAAUAGAGGAUGCAAGGCCCGGUCCAUCUCGGCCACGAGAGAGGUUGGAGCUACAGCAGCACAUCAGAAACCUCAUUACUGGUGUCUUGGAUCUCUUCCCAGAUGUCCAAGAAGCCUAUGUAGCAGAACUGAUCCGAAAGAAUUAUGUGCAAGACUUGAAUGUUAUCUGUAACCUACUGUUGGAGAACCCGGAAUAUCCAAAGACGGAGGCUGCUGCUGCAGCCAAAGACGCGCCCACCAGCGUCUUACUGGAGUCCGGAGACAAUAAAACAGAGGUAACUGAGGAUCUUUUUGACUACGACAAUCUGGGCCAGGUUGGUCAGGAGAUAGUGAUGCAGGCUGCAGACUUGCUCAUGUCGGACUUCCGCUUGAUCAGCUGCCAAGACAUCAAAUGGGCGCUCAAUGCCCUGAAAGGACACUAUGCAAUCACACGCAAGGCCUUAUUUGAAGCUCUGAAGAAGUUUCAAGAAUCAGGCGACUCCUCAGGAAAGCGACGACGAAGCAGAAUAUCCACUGAGCGCUGCUACAUCGAUUUCCGCUUUGAGCACGGUCAGGUGAAGUUUGAAAAGAGGAUGUACUUUUUGGAGAGUGGCCGACGCUACUGCAGGAUGUACAACAAUUUGGAACCUUCUUUACAAAAGGAGCUUACAUUCUUCCAACAGAAAGCCAAGGAAUGGGCAGAGCAUGAGGACUUCCUCCUAGCGCUGCAAGUGAAUGAAGAUGAAUACAAGAAAGACGGCCAGCUGAUCGAGUGCGGCUGCUGCUACGGAGAGUUUGCCUUUGAGAAAAUGACGCAGUGUUCGGACGGUCACUUAUUCUGUCAAGAGUGCCUCAUCAAAUAUGCUCAAGAGGCAGUUUUUGGCUCUGGAAAGUCCGAGCUCAGCUGCAUGGAGGCCGGCUGCCUUUGCUCGUACCCAGUCUGCGAACUGGAGAAGGUCCUGCCAGAAAACAUACUUUGCAAAUAUUACGAGAGGCAGGCGGAGGAGGCCAUUGCUGCCACCUGCGCAGAUGAGUUAGUAAGGUGUCCCUUCUGCAACUUUCCAGCCUUGUUGGACAAAGACAUGUCACUCUUUAGCUGUCCCAAUCCCCGCUGCCGCAAGGAAAGCUGUCGAAAAUGCCACGUGCAGUGGAAGCAGCAUGUGGGGAAGACGUGCGAGCAAGUCCUGGAGAAAGACGAGAUCCGCAUGAGGGUGCUCAUUGAGGAGCGCAUGACGGCCGCCCGGGUGAGGAAGUGCGUCAAGUGCGGCACGGGCCUGGUCAAGUCCGAGGGCUGCAACCGCAUGUCGUGUCGCUGCGGCGGCUUUAUGUGCUACCUCUGUCGAGAGGCCAUCACCGGAUACAGCCACUUCUGCCAGCACGCUCGCUCGCCGGGCGCUCCCUGCCGCCACUGCCGCAAGUGUUCCCUCUGGACGGAUCCCACGCUAGAUGACGAGCGAAACAUACAGGAGAUCCAGAAGGAGGGAGAAGUGCAGCUGAAUAAGAAGUUUGCAGAUCAAUCGGGAAAGAGAGUGGGCCCGCCUCCGGAGGCCGUCCAAGAGACAAAGCGUCCUCGUGUGGGUCCGCCCCCUGAAAACCCUCCUCCUCCGGGUCCCCGUCAUCCCCAAGCGGUGCAGGCUCCCCUCUUUGUGCCCCCUCGCGCCCAUUACCCUCCCGGCCUAGCUCAAGGCCAGAUGUACGUGAUCAACCGGCUGCCCCCGGCGCCCUACGUACCCCCGCUGCCAAACCUGCUCCCUUUGAACAACAAUAACCACCACCACCACCACCAUCAUCAUCAUCACCACAACAAUCGGCACGGCGAGCGGAAUCCUCUAAACCUGAACAUGAUUGACAUGCCCAUGCACUAUGGCCCCGUCCACCCCUACUUAAGGCAUUUAUAACACACGCAUGUGAGUUAACUGUCUGCUGCAGCCCACGCAUACACUCUCUACAGAUCCACUUCUUGUUUUCAGAGCUUCCUUUUUUUUUUUUUUUAAUAACAUUUUCUCGGUGCACCCGCUUUCAGCCAACUUUCAUCUGGUGUCAGUCAUUUUCUGUUUGACUGAAGAAACACAAGUAACUACAUCUGUAGAGGUACACACACACGCGCACACUUUGCUGCCUUCUCACACUGAAUCUUGGAUGCCAGCUUGUGUUUUCCAUCUGUAAAAAAAGAAAAAAAAAUCUGAAAGCAUUGUUAAAUAUCCAGUUUAUAACGUUUCUGACAAAAAACAGUUCAAAACAUUCGAGCUGUGCGGUUUUUCGAAUAAAGUUUCCUGUUUGCAUUUUCA
Molecule: messenger RNA, 3814 nt
Organism: Syngnathus acus (greater pipefish)
Lineage: Eukaryota; Metazoa; Chordata; Actinopteri; Syngnathiformes; Syngnathidae
Gene: rnf216
Product: ring finger protein 216
Exons: 19
Coding region: 260-3424 (1054 amino acids)
Source: RefSeq, a predicted model, not a curated record